Molecule: messenger RNA, 4293 nt
Organism: Penicillium odoratum
Lineage: Eukaryota; Fungi; Ascomycota; Eurotiomycetes; Eurotiales; Aspergillaceae
Product: ATP-binding cassette transporter YOR1
Exons: 3
Coding region: 1-4293 (1430 amino acids)
Biological process (GO): transmembrane transport
Cellular component (GO): membrane
Molecular function (GO): ATP hydrolysis activity; ABC-type transporter activity; ATP binding
Source: RefSeq, a predicted model, not a curated record
AUGUCUGCUCCUGAUCCCACGACACAGCCUGUGGUCGUGGAUGAUGAAAAACUACCGCCAGCCGAGGCAACAAGUGCGAGGUCCACAUCGGGGGAGGAACCCAAGGCUCCAAGUCUUGAUGUCGAUGUCUUGAAAUCGUCAAAGAAGAAAUGGUACAAGCGACUCAAUCCGUUACGAUGGCAGACACCGCCACCUAUACCUGAAGAACGAACUCCCUCAAGAGAAUAUGGAGCCUCGUUUCUAAGUGUGGUUUAUUUUCACUGGAUGUCCCCUUUAAUGAAUGUGGGAUAUCUUCGUCCCCUCGAGCUUCAGGAUGUCUGGACAGUCAACCCUGAUCGUACUGUCGACAUUCUAGCAGCUCGACUAGAUGCCGCAUUGGAACGUCGUACAGCAUCAAAGAGUAAACGCCCACUGACCGCCGCGCUGUACGAUACAUUCCGCUUUGAAUUUAUUCUUGGCGGUAUUUGUCAAUUUUUCAGCUCGCUUCUUUUGGUCUUUGCGCCUUAUCUUACCCGGUAUCUAAUUGCAUUUGCCACCGAAGCCUGGGACGCCAAGGAGGCGGGUAGUCCUGCUCCGAAUAUUGGUCGUGGAAUGGGCUUUGUCGUCGGAAUUACCCUUAUGCAGGCCCUGCAGAGUGUAUGCACGAACCAGUUCUUAUAUCGAGGACAGAUGGUCGGUGGUCAAGUGCGCGCCGUUUUGAUUUCCUUGGUCUUUAACAAGGCCAUGAAAUUAUCUGCUCGUGCUAAAGCGGGUGGAAAGGCGAGUGAUGAAGAGGUUGCCGCGCUAGAAACUGCCAAGGAGGAGGCUCUGGACCCCAAGAGGAAGAAAAAGAAGUCGGCCAAAGACAACAAAGCUGUGGCUGAUGUAAAUGGAGUGGCAGGCGAUGGCCGCGGUUGGUCCAAUGGUCGAAUCAUUGCUUUGAUGAGCAUUGAUGUCGAUCGGAUUAAUCUUGCAGCUGGCAUGUUCCACAUGAUAUGGACAUCUCCUGUCUCCAUUAUUGUGACUCUGAUCAUGCUUCUCGUGAACAUCGGUGUUAGCUGCUUAUCCGGAUAUGCCUUGAUGGUCUUCAUAAUGCCUUUCCUCACCUUAGCGCUCAAAUUCCUGUUGAAGCGACGCCGAGCAAUCAAUACAAUCACUGACCAGCGUGUGUCUCUUACACAAGAAAUUCUGCAAGCUGUCCGAUUUGUCAAGUUCUUUGGUUGGGAAAGCAGUUUCCUUGGCCGUCUUAAGGAAAUUCGUGCCAAAGAGAUUCGGUCUAUUCAGACCCUUCUGGCAGUUCGCAAUGCCAUCCUCUGUGUGGCGAUGUCGAUUCCUGUCUUCGCCUCCAUGCUAUCCUUUAUCACCUAUGCUCUGACCAACCACGAUUUAAACCCUGCGAACAUUUUCUCUUCGCUUGCACUGUUCAACUCUCUCCGCAUGCCGCUCAACAUGUUGCCCAUGGUCCUCGGUCAGGUCACCGAUGCCAUGACUGCCCUGAACCGUAUCCAGGAAUUCUUGCUCGCGGAAGAGCAAAAGGAAGAUAUCAAACAGAUCGAGGAUAUGCAAAACGCCAUUGAAAUCGAAGAUGCUUCAUUCACCUGGGAGCGUCUACCAUCAGAAGAGGAGAAGCCUGGCAAGGUCAACAAAAAAGCUGCCAAACUCCUCCAAGCAACGAAGGAAAAGGAAAAGACUGACCAGGAAAAACCAUCGGCACCAUUCAAGUUGGAGCAUGUGAACCUCCAGAUCGGUCGAAAUGAGCUCCUAGCGGUUAUUGGAACUGUCGGUUGUGGCAAGAGUUCACUCCUCUCAGCAUUGGCUGGUGACAUGCGUGUCACUGAGGGCAUGGUCCGAAUGAGUACCACCCGUGCGUUCUGUCCACAAUACGCCUGGAUCCAAAACACCUCCGUGCGCAAUAACGUUCUUUUCGGCAAGGAUUACGACGAGGCUUGGUAUAACGAUGUCAUUGAUGCGUGUGCUUUGGCUCCCGACCUGAAGAUGCUACCCAAUGGCGAUGCGACUGAAAUCGGAGAGCGUGGUAUCACGGUCUCUGGAGGACAGAAGCAACGCCUGAACAUUGCCCGUGCUAUUUAUUUCAAUGCUGAGCUUGUUCUCAUGGAUGACCCUCUUUCUGCUGUUGACGCUCAUGUUGGUCGUCACAUCAUGGACAAGGCUAUUUGCGGACUGCUCAAAGACCGAUGCAGAAUCCUUGCGACUCACCAGCUGCAUGUUCUUAAUAGAUGCGACCGCAUCGUGGUCAUGGAUGAAGGCCGGAUCCACGCUGUCGACACAUUUGACAACCUCAUGCGCGAUAAUGAGCUGUUCCAGCGCCUGAUGGCAACAUCUGGACAAGAGGAUUCGAAUGAGCAGUCUGAAAAGACAGAGGAAGCAGGUGAUAAGGUAGAGGAAGCACGGGAAGUUGCUCAUAAAGAAGCUGAAGCUGAGAAACCUGUCGGCGCUUUGAUGCAACAAGAAGAGAAGGCUUCAUCAUCUGUUGGUUGGGACGUAUGGAAGGCCUACAUCAGAGCCUCUGGAAGCUCCUUUAACGCGUUCGGCAUUAUCUUCUUCCUGUGUCUUGCGAACGUUGCCAGCAUCUGGAGCAGUUUGUGGCUUUCUUACUGGACAUCCGAUAAAUACCCCCAGCUUUCGAUGGGCGAGUACAUCGGUAUUUACGCUGCAUUGGGUGUUAGUGUUGUGCUCAUUAUGUUCGUCUUCUCGACAUACAUGACGACAUGUGGAACGAACUCUAGCCGGACAAUGCUUCAGCGUGCGAUGACCCGUGUGCUGCGUGCCCCAAUGUCCUUCUUCGACACUACCCCCCUUGGGCGUAUCACCAACCGCUUCUCAAAGGAUGUUCAGGUUAUGGAUAAUGAAUUGUCUGAUGCCAUCCGUAUGUAUGCAUUGACGAUGACGAUGAUUAUUUCUGUCAUGGUUCUGAUUAUCGUCUACUUCUACUAUUUCGUCAUCGCCCUUGUUCCUCUGGUCAUUCUGUUCUUUGUCGCCUCCAACUACUACCGCUCAUCCGCCCGUGAGAUGAAACGCCACGAAGCAGUCCUGCGAUCGAGCGUGUAUGCCCGAUUUGGCGAAGCCAUCACCGGUGUAGCGUGCAUCCGUGCCUAUGGCGUCCAAAAGCAGUUCGAGCGAAGCAUCCGCGACUCCAUUGAUGUUAUGAACGGUGCAUACUUUUUGACUUUCUCAAAUCAACGCUGGCUCAGUGUUCGACUGGACGGUGUGGCCACCUGCCUGGUCUUUGUUAUUGGUGUUUUGGUCGUCACUUCCCGAUUCAACGUUUCUCCCAGUAUCUCCGGCCUGAUCUUGUCUUAUAUCCUCUCCAUCGCACAGAUGCUGCAAUUCACAGUACGACAACUUGCGGAGGUUGAGAACGACAUGAACGCCACUGAGCGAGUUCACUACUACGGUACCGAGCUGGAAGAGGAAGCUCCCCUACACCUAGCCGAGGUGCCUGAGAGUUGGCCCGAGAAAGGUCGCAUCGAAUUCAAGAACACCAAGAUGCGAUACCGAGCAGAGUUACCUCUGGUCCUCAAGGGUCUCAGCAUGGAUGUGCAGGGAGGUGAGCGUAUCGGUAUCGUCGGCCGAACCGGUGCAGGCAAGUCGAGUAUUAUGUCUGCCUUGUUCCGUUUGACCGAGCUAUCCGGCGGUACUAUCCAGAUCGAUGGAGUCGACAUCUCAAAAAUCGGUCUAUAUGACCUUCGCUCCCGUCUCGCUAUUAUCCCUCAAGACCCCGCGCUGUUCAAGGGUACAAUCCGCAGCAACCUCGACCCCUUCAAUGAGCACGGCGAUUUGGAACUCUGGUCCGCUCUACGUAAAGCUUAUCUCAUCGGCGAAGAGACUCUCGGCGACACAGAAGUCCUCGCUGACCCUGCCACCGGAGCCUCAACCCCCGUCACAGGCAGCGACGCAAAGCCCCGCCUCACCAACCGCUUAACCCUCGAGUCCCCCGUUGAUGAGGAAGGUCUAAACUUCUCCCUCGGCCAGCGCCAGCUCAUGGCACUCGCGCGUGCCUUGGUCCGCGACGCACGGAUCAUUGUAUGUGACGAAGCGACCUCCUCCGUCGACUUCGAGACCGAUCAGAAGAUCCAGCAUACAAUGGCUCAGGGAUUCCAGGGCAAGACAUUGCUGUGUAUUGCGCAUCGUCUUCGCACAAUUAUCCAUUAUGAUCGCAUCUGCGUGAUGGACCAGGGCCAAAUUGCUGAGAUGGAUUCCCCGAUUGCCCUGUUCGAUAAGUCAGAUGGUAUCUUCCGGGCUAUGUGUGAGCGCAGCGGUAUCUCGCGACAGGAUAUCCUGAACCAGGAUUGA